AUGGUUGACAACAGUGCAGCUGUUUAUAUGAUUAAUAAAAUGGGCUCCAGCCAUACCGAAAUUGGCAAUGAUAUGGUUGUUGCAAUUUGGGAGUUCUGUAUUAACAAUGAAAUUUGGUUAACUGCUGCCCAUGUCCCAGGCAGCCUUAAUGUCAUAGCUGAUGCAGAAUCUCGUCGUUUGUACACAGAUGCAGAAUGGAUGGUAAAGCCAUCCCUUUUACAUGAUGCAUUGUCUAACCUAGGUUUCAAACCAGAUCUUGACUUGUUUGCAUCCAGAUUAAACAAACAAUUUGCAAAAUAUUGCUCCUAUAAACCUGACCCAGGUGCAUUGCACAUCGAUGCAUUUUCCAUAUCAUGGAACAGGACAAACAUUUAUUGUUUUCCUCCUUUCAGCUGCAUUUUACAGGUGUUGCAGAAGAUCAUUCAGGAGAAGGCAGAAGGUAUAUUGGUUGUCCCCAACUGGGCAACACAACCUUGGUUUCCCCUCCUAGAACAAGUCCUUGUCAAACAACCCAUUCUUCUACCACCAUCAAAACAAACACUUGUCCUCCCUGCCCGACCAACGGAAAUCCACCCACUACAUCAGAAACUGGAACUAAAAAUAUGUCUUGUGUCCGGACACAGGUGGAAUCCUUAGGUCUAUCCUCAUCUGCAGUAAAGGUAAUUAUGGCCUCAUGGAGGAAGGGUACCAAAGUUCAAUAUCAGACAUACCUUACUAAGUGGAUAAAAUGGUGUACAGACAAGGGUUGCCACCCACUUACUGCCUCAAUAUCAGCUGCAAUCGAUUUCCUUGCCAAUUUAUAUGAUUUGGGUUAUUCUUAUAGUUCUAUUAACACUGCUAGAAGUGCCUUAUCCUCUUUAUUACAAACUGAACCCCCAUUUGGGCAACAAUCGUUAGUAAAACGGCUCAUGAAGGGUAUCUUUGAGCUAAAACCAAGUUUACCACGUUAUUCAGACAUAUGGGAUAUCAAUCCGGUAUUCAAUUUUAUUCGUAAGAAACCAGAUUUAGAUAAAAUGACCCUAAAGGAACUUACUCAUCAACUUACGUUUUUAUUGUUAAUACUAAGUGGACAAAGAUGUCAAACUAUUCACAUGUUAUCUAUAGAAAACAUGAAACUUUGUGGCACACAAUGUAAAUUUUAUAUUUAUAACCUUGUUAAACAGAGCAGACCUGGUACACACCUUGAGCCAAUUAUAUUCAAUAGUUACUCGGCAGAAGGAAAACUUUGUGUGAUCAAGCACCUGAAUGAAUAUUUAAAACGAACAGCUCAGCUGCGUCCACCAGAAUGUAAACAGUUACUUAUUAGUCUUCAGAAACCUCAUGGCGCGGUAACCAAAGAAACGAUUUCCCGCUGGUGCAAGCAAUUUCUGAACAGUGCUGGUGUAGAUACUGACAAGUUCAAACCACAUAGUACUAGAGCAGCGUCAACCUCGCAUCUUGUAGCUAAUAACAUUGACAUUUCCUCAAUAUUGAAAUCCGUCGGUUGGUCAAAUGAACAUACGUUUCAAACAUUUUACCAUAAACAGUUAGAGAAACCUGUAUUUAAUUUUGGAUCAGCUCUGCUGGAAUCUGCAAACUAGUAAUUUGAAACAUGUAUCCAAUAUUGUAAUUAUAUUAAUUGAUGAAUGUUUCUUACCGGGUGUGUUCGUUACUUAUAUGAAUUUUUGCUCCCUGCUCGCUUUGAAAUCUCGUGUCAAUUCCGUACAACUCUGUAACGACCGUAGGCUGAUGACGUAGUAGAAUUUUAAAAUUCAACGAGACUUACCUUACGUUGAAGUUGGAUUUAAAUUCUACAAGUCAUCAGCCAGGGAGUGAAAGAGUUGUACGCCCUCCCAUUAAAUAUGUGACCCCACCCACAACUCUUAUCACUCAUAGCAUGGAGCAAAAAUAUAUUAGGCUAGCUACGAAGUUUGGUUCUCUGUGAGAUGUCGGCGCUAUCUCGUGUCAAUUCCGUACAACUCUUUCACUCCCUGGCUGAUGACUUGUAGAAUUUAAAUCCAACUUCAACGUAAGGUAAGUCUCGUUGAAUUUUAAAAUUUCAGUGUAUCUUUAAUAUUGAUUCCUUUUUUUAUUAUAUUGAAUUUUUUAAAUAAAUAAAAAAGAAAGCAAAGUUAUUUGCAUGCGAGAAUUUGAAAUCAUUUUAUUGCAACUCAAAGUUUAUCGAUAAAGCCAUUUAAUUAAAGGCAGUUUUAUAAAGAACACUUUAAAAUGUUUUGCGAAGCUUUUGUGGUUGAAUUUUACCUUAAAUUGAAGCUAAUAUUACAUAUAAUAUCAUACCUAACAUAUAUAUGUUGGGAAAUUGAUAAUUUUGUAAUUAAAAGUGAUAUUUUUAGGCGAUUUUUCAUUUUUAAGAAUAUUCUUAAAAUUAUUGUGUUACCAUAACAACUACUUUAGAUACUUCAUGUUCGAAAAAUAUAAUGGUUUUGUCAGCAAGGCGAGGGUUUCUGCAUGCAUGUAUUUCCUAGUUAUUGAUUUAUCAACAAGAUGAGACAACUGCCUCGUUGAAGAUCAUGUCGGUAGAUUCGUUACAUCCUGCUGGUACUACCAAUAUGCUUUUUGUGUCAUCUAUUAUUUUCAAAUGUCGAAAGGAAUGAGAAAAAAAACGGAAAGUGAAAUCUGAUAUACUUAUAUCGAAUUACAAUAGUACAAUAGUUUUUUCUUUUAUUGAAAAAAAUAUUAACAUUACAGUAAUAUCAUAUAGCUGGGAGGGAUUCCUUGUAAGAGUAAGUAGAUCUAUUCUUGUGAAAAAAUCCAAGAUGGACGCCCUAUUUUUUGUUUACCUCCCAGCUAAAAUACCAUCCUCCCAAAGUAGGUAGUUAUCCCUCAUAUUUAAAUAUCUCUGUGACAUUUCAAUGGAAUCCUUUCAAAAUUGGUACAUGUAUACCUAAUAUAUAUAUGCAAAUUUUCCUCAUGUGUAUGUGUCUCUAUGAUUAAAUCAAGGUGGCUAUGUAAUUUUUUAAAUCCACAAAAUAACACUUUUGCUAUCUCCACCCUCCUAGGUCGAAUCUUAAUUGCAUGAGUAUGCUUCAUUUGGGUUGAUUAGCAACCCUGCAAAAGCCCUGUCGCUCGUCGGUUUAUUAACUUAAGGUGGCACUGGUGGAACAUUGGUUAUUUUGUAAAGUUUUUUUUUGUUAAUUUUUACUUGAAUAGUUCAUAACUUUUUAUAUAGUCAUUAUGUCUCAAGGGGAUGUAUCCUCAAUUCCUGAUGAGGCUGGUUGGUAAAGAUUUGGAGGGCUACCUCACUGGAAUAAGGAAUGGAGAGAGCAAAGAGAGAGCAAAAUUGUUUGCCACUGUGGGAAGCAAAGGUCGUAAGGAACUCAUCUGGAAUUGCCCAAUGGGGCACUUCACAGAUUCAGAACACCACCUGGUUGCUGAUACACUGGCAGCAAUGUAUAGCCCCACAAAUUCAAAGGAACUGGACAACAUCAUGAAGGUCCUGUUCCCUGAAGUCCUAAUAAAGAUCUACAUGGACCACCAAAAAGUGGACUAUGCCACAGCUGAAGAACUCUUCAAUUAUGACGUGUACCAG
Molecule: messenger RNA, 3529 nt
Organism: Paramuricea clavata
Lineage: Eukaryota; Metazoa; Cnidaria; Anthozoa; Malacalcyonacea; Plexauridae
Source: the annotation of a GenBank genome assembly